CUACACUAGAGUAUAGGCCUGCCGUAAUUCAAGCCCUCCAGUGCGUCAACUUCGCCUGUUGCGUGCGCUAUUGUAAUGCAAAUGUAAAUACCGCAAUGGUCGUUUUACUGUAGACCAGAGGUCAGUUUUAUGUCACAAAACAACCUCACUGUAGCCUAUACAUGAUUACAUGACGUUGAUUGUUACAUCGACGUUAAUGUCGCCAAUAGGCACGCGCGCCUUUGAAAAACAAUUGUCAACAUCUGAACAAAAAUUACGAAUGUGAAAAGCUACACCUCUGCUUACAGGAUGGCUUCAACUUGAUUAUGUCUGUCGCCAGGUAUAUUUCUUGUCUAGUCCAGAAAAAUCUAAUUGCUACAAUUUUUCGAAACUUGGUCGCAGCGAAAUGACACUAGAGACGCGACAUGAUUGUAUAAGAAAUUGCACUGGCAGAAGUUGAAAGAGGUUAUACAGCGAGAGGGAGGGCGACAUUGUUGUUUGUUGACAUCCGGUAUGGCUACAAUGUAACAACGCCUGUGGUCUACUCGCGGGAAACUACUAGGCUACAUGGGAUUGUGUGAAUUUAUGGAAAUAUGUCCAAGAAAAGGGGCAGAAAGCGUAGCAGCGGUGAGCUGAGUGAGAGUUCAGGUUCGUCUCUGUCAUCGACCCUGGACCCUAACAACCUGCUGGGCAUGCGGAUUGAGCACAUCUGGAGGGAGAAGGGCAACCUGACCAAGUGGAAAGGCACAGUGCUGGAGCGCCUCACCGUCAACACCUCCCUCUACAUGGUCAAAUACGACGGAUUCGACUGCGUCUAUGGCAUUGAGCUGUUCAAGGAUGAGCGAGUGUCCAACCUCCAGGUUUUAACAGAGAAAGUCGUAAACAACAAGAUCAAGGUGCCCCAUGAUGCGCCAGAGCUGGUGGGGAAGGCUGUGGAGCACCUGUUUGAGAAGGAGGACGGUGAGAAGAACGAGUGGCGGGGCAUGGUGCUGUCUCGCGCCCCCAUCAUGACCAACUGGUACUACAUCACCUAUGAGAAGGACCCUGUGCUCUACAUGUACCAGCUCUGGGACGACUAUAAGGACGGAGACCUCCGCAUCCUCCCUGAAGCAGAGAACAAACACCUACUGCCUGCAGACAGGAAGCCAGGCGAGGAGACCGAGAGCCUUGUGGGUAAGCAGGUGGAGUACGUCACGGAUAAGGGCGUGAAAAGGACGGGGCUGGUUAUCUACCAGGUUCCAGCCAAACCCUCUGUCUACUACAUCAAAUACGACGAUGACUUCCACAUCCACGUCUACGACCUGGUCAAAACCACCUAGAAUACAACUCUACCCAGUCAAAGCCCCCUAGAAAGGACUAGGCCCCCCUGCCUCCGACCCUCACACCUGUACACUCAUCUUAGGUUGAGGCCUAUUUCAACUCAGUCAAUUCAGGAAGAGAGUUGAAGUUCAGUAUUCACCAAAGUCGAAAUAUUGGGAAACUUAAUUCAUUAUUGGAAUGUCAAUCCAUUUCCUGAAUUGACUGGAUUGAAAUAGAACUCUCUGCAACCAUGACACUACCCUGCCAUUAUUGUGGACAUAUUCCCUGCCCUGUGUCUUGUCCAACGUCAGAAGUUUGCUAAAAGUGUGAACUCUGUGACUCAUAUUGACUAGUGUUUUGUAAACAGUGCAAAGCUUGCAUGUAUUUCCUUUGCUUUUAAGAAACAAGUGAUUAAGCAGUUAUGUUUGAUUUUGUUUGGCUAAGAAGUACUAAUUAUAAAUCGCUCUGGAUAAGAGCGUCUGCUAAAUGACUAAAAUAUAAAUGUAAGGAAGUAGAUAUUAUCAAUGAAAAUGACCUAUGUUGAUGUUCAAAUGUGUUGCUAGAAUAAGUGCAAUAAAAAAAUGAUUUAAUAGAAAUUAUAAACAACUGCCAAGAUUUGACUGCACAUGUCUCAGAAUAGCCAAACACCAGCUGAGGUCAAAUUAUUAGACCUACUAGUUUCAUGAGUACAGAGAAGUCAUGUUUAUUUGAGCCAGACAUUUAAAUACUAUUGGCUGUCACUGCAAGACAUUUUGGAUUAUAAUCUACCCUUAGUCAUGGUUGAAUAAUCAAAUAUUUCUGUCACGUUAGAACGCUGUGAACGUAACUGUACUUGCUUUUGUAAAUACCUGUAUUGUGAGGCAUUCUUGAAAAUACUGCAAAGAUGCUUUGGUAUGAUUUGCUGUUAAAUAAUGCAUGAUUUAGAGAUUGCAGCAAUUGUUGGUUAAUUAUUGUUUGUUUCAUUAUGGUGGGUAACCACCCCAGUUGGUAAAGCAGCACAAUAUAUACAAAAAGACAGAAGGACAAAUGGUUUCUCCAUCAUUUAAUCCUCCCCCCUCCAACAUUUUAAAUAAACAUUUAAAAUCAAAUCAAAGUUUAUUAGUACAGAGAUUAGCAGAUGUUAAAGCAGGUGCCGCGACAAAACAAAAUACAAAAUAAACAAGAAAUAAAGAAACGAGCAAUGUCAGAGUCCGGAAUAUUAAUACAGGGUGUGUAUAGACAAUAUCUACAAUAUACGGUGUAAGUAGUAAAAGGGUAUGUACAGCAGUAGUUGUGUAGGAUGAGCUAUGUCAAGAAUACAGUAUCCCACUAGGCACAAAUGUCAAUUCAACGUCUUCCACAUUGGUUCAAUGUAAUUUCAUUGAAAUAAUGUAGAAACAACACCUAAAGUGGACAUUGCUCUUGGCUGCAUGGAGUCGCAUUAACAGUAAUCCCAUGCAGCCUUGUUUACAAGUUUGAACACUGGAAGAUGACAUUUAAUUUACACCUUGAUUAGGAUGAUAGAGCGUAAUUAUUUCUAUAUAGCUUAUAUUCUCCUUCUAAACUUCUAACGCAAGUGGGGCGGGUGUGGCUUCAUGACAAUGAUGGCAAGAGCAGCUGCUCACCUAUUUUACCCAAUGCAGUUCCACCUCCAACACCGCCAAAACAUCCGCUAUGCGGGUGUCUGCUAUCGCCAGUUAAUGCUUGAUCUGAUUGAAUCUAGGCCGGCUAGUGAUGACUGUUUAACAGUGAUGGCCUAGAGAUAGAAGCUGCUUUUCAGACUCUUGGGGCCAGCUUUGAUGUACCUGUACGACAGGGGGCCUGCUAGAUGGUCGCAGGGUGAACAGGCCAUUGCUUGGGUGGCUGAGGUCCUUGAUGAUCUUCUUUGCCUUCCUGUGAUACCCGGUGCUGAAGGUGUCCGGGAGGGUAGGCGUUGUGCCCCAGGUGAUGCGCUGGGCAAGACCGCACCACCCUCUGGAGAGCCCUGCGGUUGCGGGAGGUGCAGUUGCCGUACCAGGCGGUGAUACAGCCCGACAGAAUGGUGCUCAAUGGUGCAUAUGUAGAAGUUUGAGAUGGUCAAACACGACUCCAAGCCAAAUUUCUUCAGCCUCCUGUGGUUGAAGAGGUGCUGUUUCCCCUUCAUCACGGUAUCAGUGUAGCGGUACCAUUUCAGGUUUCUCUGGAGGAACUUUGCACUCCAUGGAACUUGAAGCUUUUGACCCUCUCCACUGUGGCCCCGUGGAUGGAGGCGUACUCUCUCGGCUGUCUCCUGUAGUCCACAAAUAACUCCUUCGUUUUCUUGACAUUGAGGGAGAGGUUAUUUUCCUGGCACCACUUCGCCAGGGCUCUCACCUCCUCCUUGUAGGCUGUCUCGUCAUUGUUGGUAAUCAGGCCUACCACUGUGUCGUCAGCAAACUUGAUGAUAAAGUUGGAGACGUGCAUUGCCAUGCAGUCGUGUGAAUGGGGAGUACCUUCACCACCUGGAGUUGGCCCAUCAGGAAGUCUAGUUGCACAGAGAGGGGUUCAGACCCAGGGUCCUGAGCUUAGUGAUGAGCUUGGAGGGCACUAUGGUGUUGAAUGCUGAGCUGAAGUUGAUGAACAACAUUCUCACAUAGGUGUUCUUCUUGUCAAGGUUGGAUAGGAAAGUAUGCAGUGCAAUGGCGAUUUCGUCUUCCAUGGAUCUGUUGUGGCGGUAUGCAAAUUGUAGUGGGUGUCGGGUAAGGUGGAGGUGAUAUGGUCCUUAAAUAGCCUCGCAAAGCACUUCAUGAGGCAGGGGUGAGGCUGUGGAUGUUUGUAUGUCAGCAUGUUGUAAUUUUUGUGUAUGUUUUGUAUUGUAUAAUAAAACGUCUUUCUUUUUUUUACAAAAAAGAGCACUUCAUGAUGACAUUUAGAUCAGUAACCUUUGCUUUCUUGGGUACAGGAACAAAGGUGGACAUCUUGAAGCAAGUGUGGACAACAGAAACCCAUUUUGUAAUAUGAUUCUAGCAGGUAAUUACUGAUUGUUAGAAAUAGUUCAAUUGAGCAAAAGCUUUAAUAAACACAUUAAACCACA
This is a messenger RNA of Oncorhynchus nerka (sockeye salmon), 4309 nucleotides long. Its product is annotated as spindlin-1-like. The transcript is spliced from 5 exons. The record is from RefSeq and is a predicted model, not a curated record. Bases 573 to 1298 code for a protein of 241 amino acids. NCBI's taxonomy places the organism in Eukaryota, Metazoa, Chordata, Actinopteri, Salmoniformes, Salmonidae. Gene Ontology annotation, biological process: gamete generation.